Ornithorhynchus anatinus (platypus) is the source of this 3593-nucleotide messenger RNA. RefSeq names its product electron transfer flavoprotein dehydrogenase (gene ETFDH). Lineage: Eukaryota; Metazoa; Chordata; Mammalia; Monotremata; Ornithorhynchidae. The record is from RefSeq and is a predicted model, not a curated record. The coding region runs from base 169 to 2028 and encodes 619 amino acids. The transcript is spliced from 13 exons. Gene Ontology annotation, biological process: electron transport chain. Gene Ontology annotation, molecular function: iron-sulfur cluster binding; electron-transferring-flavoprotein dehydrogenase activity. Gene Ontology annotation, cellular component: mitochondrial inner membrane.
CCCGGAAGGGGGCGGGCCCGGUCGGAGAGCUCGCGAGGGCCCCCGAGGGAGUCGUCGCCGGAGCCGGGCAUGGCGCCCUCCGCCGUCUAGACCUCCUCCCCGGCGGCGAGCGAAGCCACCGUCCCGCUCCGGCUGGGCCUCGGGUCCGGGCCCCGGCGUCCGUCGGCCAUGCUGGUCCUCCUGGCGAAGCUGCCGGGCCCAACACAUCAGUGUUUCCGGGCCUUUAGGAGGGUGAAGAAGAACUGUCCGUCGUCUUUGCGGAGUGCACGAUGGACUUCGACUGCUGUGGUACCCCGCAUCACCACACACUACACCAUCCAUCCUCGGGACAAAGACAAGCGAUGGGAAGGGGUGAACAUGGAGAGAUUUGCCGAAGAGGCCGACGUGGUGAUCGUUGGUGCCGGCCCCGCGGGCCUCUCCGCGGCCAUUCGCCUGAAGCAGCUGGCUGCCAAGCACGAGAAGGAAAUCCGGGUUUGUCUGGUGGAGAAGGCCGCUCAGAUCGGAGGACAUACUCUCUCAGGGGCUUGUCUGGAGCCGCGUUCUUUUGAAGAACUCUUUCCCGACUGGAAGGAGAAAGGGGCUCCUCUGCACACACCUGUGACAGAAGACAGAUUUGGAAUUUUAACAGAAAAAUCCAGAAUCCCUGUGCCAAUUCUUCCAGGCCUUCCGAUGAAUAACCAUGGAAACUACAUUGUGCGCCUGGGCCAUUUAGUGAAUUGGAUGGGAGAGCAAGCUGAAGCCCUGGGUGUGGAGGUGUAUCCGGGUUACGCAGCUGCCGAGGUCCUGUUCCAUGAAGAUGGCAGUGUAAAGGGGAUCGCUACUAACGACGUGGGCAUACAAAAGGAUGGGGCCCCAAAGGCUACAUUUGAAAGAGGAUUAGAGCUUCAUGCCAAAGUCACGGUUUUUGGAGAAGGUUGUCAUGGGCAUCUUGCCAAACAACUGUACAAAAGGUUUGAUUUACGGUCCAAUUGUGAACCCCAGAGCUAUGGCAUUGGAUUGAAGGAGCUGUGGAUUAUUGAUGAGAAAAACUGGAAACCAGGCAGAGUGGAACAUAGCGUGGGUUGGCCCUUGGACAGACACACUUAUGGAGGAUCUUUCCUCUACCAUUUGAACGAGGGUGAACCCCUGGUGGCUCUUGGUUUUGUGGUAGGCUUAGAUUACCAAAAUCCGUACUUGAGUCCAUUUAGAGAAUUCCAGAGGUGGAAACACCAUCCCAGUGUUCGUCCAACUUUGGAGGGUGGGAAAAGGAUUGCAUAUGGAGCCAGGGCUCUCAAUGAAGGUGGCUUCCAGUCUAUACCAAAACUCACCUUCCCUGGUGGGGUGCUAAUUGGUUGUAGUCCUGGUUUCAUGAAUGUCCCGAAAAUCAAAGGCACCCAUACUGCAAUGAAAAGUGGCAUCUUGGCAGCAGACGCCAUCUUCAACCAACUAACUACUGAGAAUCUCCAGUCAAAGACAUUAGGUCUCCAUGUGCCUGAGUAUGAAGAAAAUUUGAAGAACUCGUGGGUGUGGAAAGAACUUUAUGCUGUCAGAAAUAUCAGGCCUUCCUGCCAUAGUAUGCUGGGUUUAUAUGGAGGAAUGAUUUACACUGGUAUAUUUUACUGGAUAUUCAGAGGAAUGGAACCCUGGACCUUAAAACACAAAGGGGCCGACUCGGACCAGCUGAAGCCAGCCAAAGAAUGCACGCCAAUCGAGUAUCCGAAACCUGAUGGGCAGAUUAGUUUUGACCUUCUUUCGUCAGUGGCUCUAAGUGGUACCAAUCAUGAACAUGACCAACCUGCACACUUGACUCUGAAGGAUGACAGUGUCCCUGUGAAUAAAAAUUUAGAAAUAUAUGAUGGGCCAGAAGGACGAUUCUGCCCUGCAGGAGUUUAUGAGUUUGUCCCUGUGGAGAAGGGAGAUGGAUUUCGGUUACAGAUAAAUGCUCAGAACUGUGUCCACUGCAAAACAUGUGAUAUAAAAGAUCCGAGCCAGAAUAUUAAUUGGGUGGUUCCUGAAGGUGGUGGAGGACCUGCUUAUAAUGGAAUGUAAAGCUAAAUCAACUGAUUUCAGUUGCAAAUGACAGGAACUUAUAUAAUUUUAUGGUAAAUGGACUGUUUUAAAUUAUUUUUGAAAAGCACUCAAGUAUCCUGUAUCAGCAUUAAUUAAAAUGUUUAUAAGGUAACAAGCCCUUACUUGCAGUGAAACAAAAAGGGAAAGUUCUUUUCCUUCAUCAUAAAAGUCUUGGGGAUAAUUGUUUCUAUUCAGUAACGAAUUACGAGAUCUCUGUUCAAUCGUUUUCCGUUCUCCAAACUGCCCCGCCAACAGGGUAAGUGCAUCAUUGACUCCACAAAAUUUGGUUUAUGGAUUUUUAAUCUGAUUUGAUCUUCUAGCUGUAGAAUGGCCUUGAAACCAUUUAUUUUGAGUUUGCCAAACUGGUGCUGAUGCUCCCUUUAGUUGGCGAUUAUAAUUUUGCCCCAGUUGAAGUGAACUUGUUCUUUCUACCACCAAACUCUAGCUCAAAAGAUUUUCAAACUGAAGAUGGCAGGGGCGUUCUAUGGCUGUUGCAACAAAGAUUAUUAAUAUCCGUCAUCAUCCCCCCUGGCACCUACUUCCCCUCUCCCAAUUUGCCACAGAUUUGUGAAAUGAGCCAAGCAGUGGGUAGAAAUUCACUUUUUAUUUAGCAAAGGAAGGCUCCCCAGGAUUAAACACGCGAAGCAUUGGGCUAGAGUGUAAACAGCUAUUUUAGAACAAGUUCAUAUAAACCCAGGCAAUCUGACUUGUGUAUUAUUGGGAACUUCUAGCUAACAGUACAGAGUGAGACAAGUUUGCAAACUCAGGAAAGUGAAGAAGCUGCUAAAGUCAGGUUUCCACACUUUUUUAUUUACGGUAAUGGCUAUCUGAAUCUCCUACCAGUAAACAAGAGGGAACAUGGAUUCAGUAUUCAUCGCAGUCUGGAACGCCUCCAUCCCAUACUGCCUUUAAAUCUUCAUAGUUGAUGGGUUCACAAUCAGUGCAUACUUGAAACUAAAAAUUUCUUAAGCAAACAUUUUGGCAUAAGCUGCUUUUUCUUUUUCCUUUUGUGCCUUAAUCUUCUGUUUGACUCUCAGUGUCUCUGCCUGGAUAGCUGUUUAAAAAAAAAAUAACAGAAUCAGCAUGGAGAACGGGAACAUCUCAGGUGCUCCCUUUCUUCAGUACUCAAGCCAAAAUGAUCUAUCGCAGGCCCUAAAGCUCAGCUAGACAGAGCAAUCAACGUUUCUCUUCCAGGCAGAUGUCUGGCUGCCACUUGCCUAGGGGUUCAGAAACAAGAGCUAUUGCUGUCAUCAGUAUUGAUUGGGCAUCCGCUGUGUUCAGAGCACUGUACUGAGCGUGAGGAAUGGUAGUAAGACACUGCAAUAUUUCAUCCGGAUGAAGACUACCAUAGAUAACAAGGACUAAUGGGUUCUGGGGGUUAAUACUGAUAAUCUCAUUUCUACCAUGUUUAACCUACCUUUGUCUUCAGGGGUAAUAUCUUGUGCCUUCUUAAGAUCAGCCUUCAAGUGGGGAGGAAAAAAAAAUCAAGUUAAAUGUGUGCUUUGAAAAUGUUUUUUAAAAAAUUAAAUUAAAAGAAAAUAUUA